Aricia agestis (brown argus) is the source of this 1367-nucleotide messenger RNA. It is a transcript of the gene tilB, whose product is annotated as protein tilB. Gene Ontology annotation, molecular function: protein binding. Gene Ontology annotation, biological process: outer dynein arm assembly. The record is from RefSeq and is a predicted model, not a curated record. The coding region runs from base 72 to 1355 and encodes 427 amino acids. NCBI's taxonomy places the organism in Eukaryota, Metazoa, Arthropoda, Insecta, Lepidoptera, Lycaenidae. The transcript has a single exon. Gene Ontology annotation, cellular component: cytoplasm.
GUGAGUUGCGACUUGGAAGCGAGUUAACAUAAUAUUUUGUGUGAUUGUAGUUUCUCAUCUAAAACCACAAAAUGGUUAAGAUCAGUGUGGAGAUGGUACGUAAAAAAGCGGAACAUCACGACUGCUUAUUAGCACCAUUAGAAGAGAUAGCACUGCAUCAAGAGAAUAUUGAAAAGAUAGAGUACAUUCAAGAUUGGUGCCCCAAACUUAAAAUAUUACUCAUGCAAAGUAAUCUAAUUUCUAAAAUAGAAAACCUGAACAAAUUAAAAAAUCUCACGUACUUGAAUUUGGCGCUCAAUAACAUUGAAGUUAUAGAAAAUUUGGAGAGGUGUGAAUCUUUGAAUAAGUUAGAUCUCACGUUAAACUUUAUUGGGGAAAUAAUAAGUGUGGAAUCGCUAGCUCAGAACUACAAUUUGCAAAGUCUAUAUCUAACAGGCAACCCUUGCACUGAUUAUGAUAAUUAUCGUUGUUUUGUUAUUGGCACCCUUCCUCAAUUAUCUUCACUCGAUGGAAAAGAUAUAAAAAUAUCUGAAAGAAUUACGUGCCUCCAGAACCUUCCAAUGAUAAGGUCAGAUGUACUAUUCGAGCAAGAGAAUUAUAAAUACCAACGCCAGUCACAAAAAACGCGACUAAAGAAAAAUAUACAAAGUAAGUGGGAAAAUGAGUACAAGGAUAUGGACCCCGAUGAAAGAAACAAAAAAUUUUGGGCAGAAAAGUGUGAACAUGCUCCAGAAGUGAGACAAGAAAUUGAACGCAUGCGACAGCUAAAGAUUAAAUCCGAACAAAAAGAGGAAGAAAAGGAACCUAAAAGACAGUACAAAUUAUUUAAUGACGACGGAAGGCCAUUCAAUAUUAAUCAGCCGAAGAUAGAUUUUCUUUUUAGUGAUGCGGAGCCAGAUAAAUUCAUUUUAGACUUAUAUUUAUAUAGAUACAUGGAUACGAGUUUAAUCGAUGUUGAUGUGCAACCCAACUACGUGAGGGUCCUGAUUAAAGGGAAGAUAUUUCAACUGCAUCUGCCUGAAGACGUAAACGUGUCAAAUUCAACUGCUACGAGAUCUCAAACUACCGGACACUUGGUUAUAACGAUGCAAAAGUCUAACUUCGUAUUAGAAAAAGCACCAAAUAAAUCACAAUCUGAACCUGAAUCAAGAAGCAUUAAUUCUAUAAAAUCUUGUGAAAGUCAAUCUAAUUCAAAACGUGAAUUUCUGGAGAUAGGGCCUCCAGUUAAUGUUCUUGAUUUUACUAAAAUGACUAAUUCUAACAUGACAAAGUAUAGCAAGCCCAAAUUGAAUAUUAAACCUAAGCCACCGUCAGAUGGUUUUGUUGAUAAUCCAGAGGUACCAGAUCUUAUAUGAGCAAAUAUUAAG